Cercospora beticola is the source of this 5543-nucleotide messenger RNA. It is a transcript of the gene MYO2, whose product is annotated as myosin 2. The record is from RefSeq and is a predicted model, not a curated record. Gene Ontology annotation, biological process: vesicle transport along actin filament; actin filament organization. Gene Ontology annotation, molecular function: actin filament binding; microfilament motor activity; ATP binding. NCBI's taxonomy places the organism in Eukaryota, Fungi, Ascomycota, Dothideomycetes, Mycosphaerellales, Mycosphaerellaceae. Gene Ontology annotation, cellular component: actin cytoskeleton; myosin complex; cytoplasm.
CAGCUCUCAGCCUCCAGACGCCGACAAAUAAUCUGUCCUCUUGCCGAACACCACACCCAUCCCACAAUCCACCGAGAGUGAUGCGCCUGGCCGCAUCCAACUCACCCGCACACCACCGCCCCGAGUGCUGCACACCUCACCGGCUUUGACAGCGGCUGUGCACCACCAGCGCGGUGAGGAGGAGGACAUUCGACCGCUGUGGAGAGAAGGGGGAGGCCAGCGGUGGAAGCAGCAGGAGCGCCGCGACGACGACCACUACUACUACUUAAUUUUAUUCCUCCCACGACCCCACCGCCACCAUGUCUCACGAAUAUGCUGUCGGGACACGCUGCUGGCAGCCUGAUGCCGCCGACGGCUGGGUUGCCAGCACCGUAAAGAGCAAGAACGUCGAUGGGGACAAAGUCACACUGGUCUUCACCUUCGACGAGCGAGAUGGCCAGCCGACGCCUGAGGACAAAACCAUCGAGACCACCAUAGACGAGCUAAACAAAGAUGCUCUGAGCUCGACCCUCCCACCGCUGAUGAACCCGGCCAUGCUCGAGGCCAGCGACGAUCUCACGAAUCUCUCACAUCUGAACGAACCUGCCGUGUUGCAGGCCAUCAAGCUGCGAUAUGCGCAAAAGGAGAUCUACACCUAUUCUGGUAUUGUCCUCAUCGCUACGAAUCCCUUUGCUCGAGUCGACUCGCUCUACGUGCCGGGCAUGGUGCAAGUCUACGCCGGCAAGCACCGAGCCUCGCAGGCGCCGCAUCUGUUCGCCAUAGCAGAAGAGUCUUUUGCGGACAUGCUUCGCAAUGAGAAGAACCAGACCAUUGUGGUUUCGGGAGAGUCGGGAGCUGGUAAAACGGUCAGUGCCAAAUACAUCAUGCGAUAUUUUGCUACACGAGAACCUCCCGACCAGCCUGGCACUCGCAGCCGCGGCCGAGCCGAUACGAUGAGUGAAACGGAAGAGCAAAUUCUUGCUACGAACCCUAUCAUGGAAGCCUUUGGUAACGCGAAGACGACCCGAAACGACAACUCCUCGCGUUUCGGUAAGUACAUUGAGAUCAUGUUUAACAAGAGCACCGACAUUAUUGGCGCGCGGAUACGAACCUACCUCCUCGAGCGAUCACGAUUGGUUUUCCAACCGCUUAAGGAGCGGAAUUACCACAUCUUCUACCAACUCGUUGCUGGAGCGACAGAGGAAGAGCGGGAACAGCUGGGCCUGGUGCCUGUAGAGCACUUCGACUACUUGAACCAGGGUGCCGCACCACAAAUUGAUGGCGUGGACGAUGCAAAGGACUUCAAGGAGACCCGGCAAUCGCUCGACCGGCUGGGUGUCUCGCUGGAGGUGCAGGGUGGUCUGUGGAAGCUGCUGGCUGCGCUGCUGCACAUUGGUAAUAUUAAGAUUACUGCCACAAGGACGGAUUCGCAGCUAGCUUCCUCUGAACCAUCGCUGGCAAAGGCGUGUCAGCUGCUCGGUAUCAAUGCCGACGAGUUCGCCAAAUGGACGAUCAAGAAACAGCUCGUCACACGAGGCGAGAAGAUCAUGUCCAACUUGACUGCACAGCAAGCUACGGUCGUACGAGACUCUGUGGCCAAAUACAUCUACUCCUCGCUUUUCGACUGGCUUGUCGAGACUAUGAAUGCUUUCCUGGCCCCUGAGGAAGUCGUCAAGGAAGUGACCUCCUUCAUUGGUGUCCUGGAUAUCUACGGUUUCGAGCACUUCGCCAAGAACAGCUUCGAACAGUUCUGUAUCAAUUACGCCAACGAGAAGCUGCAGCAAGAGUUCAACCAGCACGUCUUUAAGCUGGAGCAGGAAGAAUAUCUGCGAGAGCAAAUUGACUGGAAGUUCAUCGACUUCAGUGACAACCAGCCAUGUAUCGACCUGAUCGAAGGCAAGUUGGGUAUCCUGGCUCUGUUGGACGAAGAAAGUAGGUUGCCUAUGGGGUCCGACGAAUCUUUUGUCAACAAGCUGCAUCACAACUUCUCCCAGGACAAGCACAAGUUCUACAAGAAGCCCAGAUUCGGCAAGAGUGCAUUCACUGUUUGUCAUUACGCCAUUGAUGUGACGUACGAGAGCGAUGGUUUUAUCGAGAAGAACAGAGAUACUGUUCCAGAUGAGCACCUCGAAGUGCUGCGCAGCAGCUCAAACACAUUCUUGGUCGAGGUUCUCGAAUCAAGUGCGGCGGUGCGAGAACGAGAAACAGCUGCUGUUGCUCCAGGCAAGGCGAAUGGUGCUGUAGGCGCUCGAAAGGGCGCAGCAGCAGCAAGAAAGCCAACGCUUGGCGGCAUCUUCAAGAGUUCGCUGAUUCAGCUGAUGGAGACCAUCAAUAACACUGAGGUCCAUUACAUCAGAUGUAUCAAGCCCAACGAGGCGAAGGAAGCAUGGAAGUUCGAGGGACCUAUGGUUCUGAGUCAACUUCGUGCUUGUGGUGUUCUCGAGACUGUCCGCAUCAGCUGUGCUGGUUACCCGACCCGAUGGACCUACGAGGAGUUUGCGCUGCGCUACUACAUGUUGAUCCCAUCUGCGCAAUGGACGACGGAAAUCCGAGACAUGGCCAACGCCAUUCUCCGGAAGGCACUGGGCGCUGCAAACAAUGACAAGACUGACAAAUACCAGCUGGGUCUGACCAAGAUCUUCUUCCGUGCUGGUAUGCUUGCUUUCUUGGAGAACCUGCGCACAAACAGAUUGAAUGCGGCCGCAAUCAUGAUUCAAAAGAAUCUGCGCGCGAAAUAUUAUCGGCGUCGGUAUCUUGAGUCCAUCGACAGCAUCAAGGCCUUUCAGGCCCGAGCACGAGCAAAUCUGGCACGGAGAAAAGUCGAAGAGAUCCGGCGCAACCACAGCGCGACCACGAUCCAGCGGGUUUGGAGAGGGCAAAAGGUACGCAAACAGUACCUACAGCAGCGCAACAAUCUCAUCCGCUUCGAAGCGGCGGCAAAGGGUUGGUUAUGCCGAAAGAUGAUUCUGGACAAGAAGUUUUCGGAUGCAGCAAUCAUCAUUCAGCGAAACUGGAGAAGCUACAAACAGCUCAAAGGCUGGCGCGACUACCGCCGGAAAGUUACCCUCGUGCAGAGUUUGUGGCGCGGCAAGACAGCACGCAAGACAUACAAAGGCCUGCGAGAGGAAGCCAGAGAUCUCAAGCAGAUCUCCUACAAGCUCGAGAACAAGGUGGUCGAGCUCACUCAGAACUUGGGCACGAUGCGAAAAGAGAACAAGGUCCUCAAGGGCCAAGUCGAGAGCUUGGAAGGCCAGGUCAAGAGCUCGAGAGAAAAGUACAAUGCUCUGGAACACCGGACGAACGAUUUGCAGCGAGAGGCCAACCAGGCCGGUAUCACAUCCGCCAAGCUGGAACAGAUGGAGGCAGACAUGGCUCGCCUGCAGACCAGCUACGAAGAGAGCACAGCGAACAUGCGUCGCUUGCAAGAAGAGGAGAAGAGCCUCCGCGAGAACCUGCGUGUCACCACUCUCGAGCUCGAAUCAGCCCGAGCAGCCAAGACUGCCAGCGAGAGCGAGAAGAUCGGCCUGCGUCAACAACUCACAGACCUGCAAGAUCAGCUCGAACUCGCCAAAAGGGCGGUGCCCGUCAGCAACGGCGAGCUCACCAACGGCGCUGCUGCCGGCGCUGCGCCUGGUCUCAUCAAUCUCGUCGCCUCGAAGAAGCCGAAGAGGAGAAGUGCCGGUCCUGAGACGAUACAGACCGACCGUUUCAGUGGCGCUUAUAAUCCGCGGCCAGUCUCGAUGGCGUUUGGUGCGACGGCUAGUGGGCAUACACAAAACCUUUCUGGCUCCACGUUCAACCCUGGGUUGGAGAACGUGGAGAUGGAGCUGGAGAACUUGCUUGCAGAUGAAGAUGGACUCAAUGACGAGGUUACGAUGGGUCUCAUCAGAAACCUGAAGAUCCCAGCACCUGGCAGCAGCCCACCUCCAACAGACAAGGAAGUGCUCUUCCCCGCAUACCUCAUCAACUUGGUCACCAGCGAGAUGUGGAACAAUGGCUUCGUGAAAGAGUCUGAGCGGUUCUUGGCGAAUGUCAUGCAGUCCAUUCAGCAAGAAGUCAUGCAACAUGACGGUGACGAGGCUAUCAACCCUGGUGCUUUCUGGCUGUCCAACGUGCACGAGAUGCUGUCCUUUGUCUUCCUGGCAGAGGACUGGUAUGAGGCACAGAAGACCGACAACUUCGAGUACGACCGUCUUCUGGAGAUCGUCAAGCACGAUCUUGAGAGCUUGGAGUUCAACAUCUACCACACUUGGAUGAAGGUCUUGAAGAAGAAGCUCCACAAGAUGAUCGUGCCUGCCAUUAUUGAAUCGCAAUCGCUGCCCGGCUUCGUUACUAACGAGAACAACCGCUUCCUCGGCAAGCUGUUGCAGUCCUCGAACACCCCAGCUUACAGCAUGGAUAACCUGCUGAGCCUGCUGAACAACGUGUUCAAGGCUAUGAAGGCAUUCUACCUGGAGGACAGCAUCAUCACACAGACAGUCACGGAACUGCUCCGACUUGUUGGUGUCACCGCCUUCAACGACUUGCUCAUGAGGAGAAAUUUCCUGUCUUGGAAGCGUGGUCUGCAGAUCAACUACAACAUCACCAGGAUCGAAGAAUGGUGUAAGAGCCAUGACAUGCCUGAGGGUACUCUCCAGCUUGAGCACUUGAUGCAAGCUACGAAGCUUUUGCAGCUCAAGAAGGCUACCCUGAAUGAUAUUGAGAUCAUUCAGGAUAUUUGCUGGAUGCUCUCACCCAACCAGAUUCAGAAACUCCUCAAUCAAUACCUCGUCGCCGAUUACGAGCAACCAAUCAACGGCGAGAUCAUGAAGGCCGUCGCCUCCCGAGUCACCGACCCGAAGUCCGACGUCCUUCUCCUCCAAGCCGUCGACAUGGAAGACUCGGGCCCCUACGAAAUCGCCGAACCUCGCGUUAUCACCGCGCUCGAAACGUACACGCCUAGUUGGCUACAGACACCGCGCCUGAAACGCUUGGCGGAGAUUGUGUCGGCGCAAGCUGUUAUGCAGCAGCAAAUGGAUGCCAACGGAAUGGGGAAGGUGAUCGAGGAGGAUGGCAUGGAUUUGCAUGAUGGGCAGUGGCCUGUGCCGAAUGGGCAUUUGGGUAAUGGGCAUGGGAUGAAUGGGGUCGAUAAGCAUGGGCAUAGUGCCACGGGCUUGGGAGUGCAGUAUGAUCAGGAUGGAUUGAGUGAUGAUGCGGAUUACAGGUAGAAUCUGGAUUCGAUGAGCGAUCAUCAUCAGCUGCUGCAACAUGGGGAGGAAGACGAUGAAUUGGAGCUUGGAGUACAUGGCUUGAGCUCUGUGGGAAGGGCAAUCAGAAAGUUGCGAAGUGGAGGUGGAGGCGCAAGGAGUGGAAGUGGGUCGCUCGGUCCUGGCGGCGCCAUGUAUUGAGUAUUUGAGUAUCUGUUGGUGUUGCUGUGGAGCGUUCACACUGCUGCUGCGACCUACUUACUGUACCUUGGUAGAUCGGAUCCUGUUCUGUACUUUUUGGUAGAGCAAGAGCAAGGCCGAGUAAAGUACUGCCUCUUGGGAAAGGAGAGGUACUGAAACUGAAUGGAAAGGCGAACC